Molecule: messenger RNA, 3063 nt
Organism: Plectropomus leopardus (leopard coralgrouper)
Lineage: Eukaryota; Metazoa; Chordata; Actinopteri; Perciformes; Serranidae
Biological process (GO): regulation of transcription by RNA polymerase II
Cellular component (GO): nucleus; PcG protein complex; transcription regulator complex
Molecular function (GO): DNA-binding transcription activator activity, RNA polymerase II-specific; RNA polymerase II cis-regulatory region sequence-specific DNA binding
Source: RefSeq, a predicted model, not a curated record
GCAUCCAGCGGAAGUAAAAGUAAACAAAACCAGCGGUAGCUGCGUUAGCUCUGUGGAUGUUUGACGUUGGCUGGGAAAUUAUGGCUUUGUUGCCUCGAUAAAAUUAUUCACUCAUAAUUACAAAAAAAUGUCUACAGUUGAGUAUUUGAGGGAGUUUGUCAGUGAGAGACUAACUGCUGCUGCUGAAGAAAUAUUCGGAGUUUUUAAAAGAACCAUCGUCGAGUACGAAGAAGAGCUCGAGCGUCAGCGCAGACUGCUGGACAGCGUUUGGAAACCAGAGAUAAGGUUACACAGGACAGAGCUCCCACAGCAACAUGUCUGUAAGGAGGAGGAGGUUCCUGCUGAGCAGCAGCUCUGUAUUCAGGAGAGGAGCUCCAGUCUGGACCAGGAGGAGCCAGAGCCUCCUCAGAUCAAAGAGGAGCAGGAGGGACUCUGCAGCAGUCAGCAGGGAGAGCAGCUCCUGCUGAAUAAGGAGACUGUUGCCUUCAUGUUGACUCCUACUCAUGAGGAAAGUGACCUCAGUGAAGAUCAGACUCUGAGCUUUAAUCCUGAUGACACUAUAAGUGCAUCAGAGACAGAGUCUGUAGACAACAUACCAGUUAUAACCUACGUGAUACCAGAAACAAAUAGUGACCACCAGCUCCGCUCUGACAGCUAUCAUGUAGCUGAGAGCCAAAAUCAGACAGGAGGUGAGCACGGAGACUCAGAAUCAACUACAAAUGCAGAGCUUCAUCCAAACAAAAGACAUGACAGCAAUAGUCAAAGAAACAAUGAAUAUGACUCAACUGUGUCAAAUAUUCACCUCAAUGCUUACACGGAUGAAAAGUCUUUCAAAUGUGACACUUGUGGGAAAGCUUUUAAGUUUAAGUGCCGUUUGCAUGACCACCUGAGACUUCACACAGGUGAGAAGCCAUUUUCUUGCCAAACAUGUGGAAAAGACUUCUGUUCUAAUAGUGGCCUGAUGUACCACAUGAGGAUCCACACAGGUGAGAAGCUGUACCUUUGCAACAUCUGCGGCAAAAAACUUUGUCACAUGACCGCACUGAGAAGGCACAUGAGGAUACACACAGACGAGAAGCCAUUUACUUGCGAAACAUGUGGGAAACAUUUCAGAACUUGUAGUAACUUGACGCUUCACAUGAGAAUCCACACAGGUGAGAAGCCGCAUACUUGUGAAACAUGUGGGAAAGAUUUCAGACGCAACGCCGACUUGACAGUUCACAUGAGAAUCCACACAGGUGAGAAGCCGUACACGUGUAAAACGUGCGGGAGAGCUUUCAGAACUAGCGGUAACUUGACAUUGCACAUGAGGAUCCACACGGGUGAGAAGCCGCACACUUGCAAAACGUGUGGGAGAGCUUUCAGAACUCCGAGCAACCUGACGCUCCACAUGAGAAUCCACACAGGCGAGAGGCCUUAUUCCUGCAAAACCUGUGGGAAAGGUUUCCAGCACAGUGGGGGCUUGUUGGUUCACAUGAGAAUACACACGGGUGAGAAGCCGUUUUCGUGCAAAAUGUGUGGGAGAGCUUUCAGACAGAAAUGUGAUUUGAAAGUCCACAUGAAAAUCCACAAAUCAGCUGUAAGUUUGGAAGAAGGAGAUGAUGGUUUAGUUGUUGCGAAGAUAAAUAUUUCACUUAUAAUUUGUCAAAAAAUGUCCUCAGUUGAGUAUUUGAGAGAGUUUGUCAGUGAGAGACUAACUGCUGCUGCUGAAGAAAUAUUCCGAGUUUUUAAAAGAACCAUCGUCGAGUACGAAGAAGAGCUCGAGCGUCAGCGCAGACUGCUGGACAUCGUUUGGAAACCAGAAAUAAAGUUACACAGGACAGAGCUCCCACAGCAACAUGUCUGUAAGGAGGAGGAGGUUCCUGCUGAGCAGCAGCUCUGUAUUCAGGAGAGGAGCUCCAGUCUGGACCAGGAGGAGCCAGAGCCUCCUCAGAUUAAAGAGGAGCAGGAGGAGCUCUGCAGCAGUCAGCAGGGAGAGCAGUUCGUACUGAAGCAGGAGACUGAUGCUGUCCUGUUGACUCCUACUCAUGAGGGAAGUGACCGCAGUGAAGAUCAGACUCUGAACCUUAGUAUUGAUGUAACUCAGAGUUUUGUGGAAGGAAAGACUCUAAACUUCAUUCCAGUUUUAAGCUCUGUGGGAUCAGAAACAAACAGUGACCACCAGCUUUUCUCUCAAAACUCUCAUGAAGCUGAGAGUCAAAAUCAGAAAGGAGGCGAGCAUGGAGACUCAGGAUCAACUCUUCACCCAAAGCAAAAACAUCAUGAAAGCAGUGGUCACAGUAACAACGCAUACUACUCAACCCUGUCAAAUAUUCAUCAUAAUACUCAAACAGGUAAAACACUUUUUCAAUGUGUUGCUUGUGGGAAAGCUUUUAAGUUUAAGUCCCAGUUGUAUAUACACCUGAGGAUCCACACAGGUGAGAAGCCACAUACCUGCAACGUGUGUGGGGAAAGCUUCAGAUACGCAUCAAUACUAAACGCACAUCUAAGAAUCCACACUGGCGAGAAGCCGUUUUGUUGCAAAAUAUGUGGAAGAGAUUUCCAGUUUAACAGCGGCUUGUUGUACCACAUGAGAAUCCACACGGGAGAGAAGCCGUACCUUUGCAAGACCUGUGGGAAAAGAUUCAGAGAGAUAUCCGUACUGAACAGGCACGUGAGAAUCCACACAGGUGAGAAGCCAUUUACUUGUAAAACAUGUGGGAACGGCUUCACUCGAAAUGCUGACUUAAAAGUCCACAUGAGAAUCCACUCGGGUGAGAAGCCGUAUAUAUGUGAAACGUGUGGGAAAGAUUUCAGAUCUAGCAGCAGCUUGAAAAGCCACAUGAAGAGAACUCACAGGUGAAAAGCUGCAUCGCUGCCGCUCAGAGGCUCCGGUUGUUGUUGCGCUCAUUCAGCUGAAAAUUGGUUUAUUUGGAAAACAUUUGGAAAAGAUUGCAGGACGAGUGGUGGCUUGUUGAUUCACAUGAGAAGACACUGACGAGACACGCCGGCUGCUGAUGGUCCAGACAGAAGAGUUUGAGUUUCUCAGAGUGCAGACUGCAGAGAGCUUCUGUUGAAACUGUC